UCCCAACAAACCGGCCCUUCAUUCCCAUAAAACAAGCAGCAGCCUUCAGUCCUUCCUCCCGCCAUGAAACAGACUCUGGCCGAACUGAUGAGGAUGAGCAGGAUAUGCCGGAUGGUAUUUGCCACUUGUUUGGGAUCUUUUAUUCUGGUCAUCUUUUAUUUCCAAAGUAUGUUCCAACCAGUCAUGCGGAGGAACCCCUUUGUGGUGGACGGCUGCUGCAGGAAAGGCUCCCGCAACGCCCUGCAGGAGCUCUACAACCCCACACAGUCGGACUUGUCUGGAGCGGCCGUCCUCCACCAGGCCAGGAGGGAUCAGGUGGUGGAUGCGUGCCGGGUCUACAGCGCGUCCAGCCGCAAGCGGAGAGUCCUGACGCCUGGGGACCUCAAACACCUCGUGGUGGACGAGGACCACGAGCUCAUCUACUGCUACGUACCCAAGGUGGCCUGCACCAACUGGAAGCGCGUCAUGAUGGUCCUCACAGGCCGGGGCAAAUACAGUGACCCGAUGGAAAUCCCUUCCAAUGAAGCCCACGUUCCCUCCAACCUGAAGACGCUGAACCAGUACAGCAUCGGCGAGAUCAACCACCGCCUCAAGAACUACCUCAAGUUCCUCUUCGUCCGCGACCCCUUCGAGAGGCUGGUCUCCGCUUACCGCAACAAGUUCACCCUCAAGUACAACUCGUCCUUCCACAAGCGCUUCGGCACCCGCAUCGUCCGGCGCUACCGCAAGAACGCCACGCAGGACGCCCUGCUCAACGGCGCCGACGUCAAGUUCCGAGAAUUCGCCGAGUACCUGGUGGACCCGGCCACGCAGCGCGACGGCCCGCUCAACGAGCACUGGCAGACGGUCUACCAGCUUUGCCACCCGUGCCACAUCCACUACGACCUGGUGGGGAAGUACGAGACGCUGGAGGAGGACGCCAACUACGUGCUGCGGCUGGCGGGCGUCGGCGACACCGUGCGCUUCCCGAGCUACGCCAAGUCGACUCGCACCACAGACGCCAUGACGGCCCAGUUCUUCAGCAAUAUCAGCACUCAGCAGCAGAUCCAGCUCUACCAGCUCUACAAGCUGGACUUCCUCAUGUUCAACUACUCCACACCCAGCUACCUCCGGCUGGACUAACGGAGGACAGAGCCGGGACUCUGGGAAAGGCCGCCUUGUACAAGGAGAGGCAAAAAAAAAAAAAAAAACGAUGAGCGAAGAGGAGGAUUUUUUGGAAGCAAACUUGAUUAAAAAAACUGUCGUCGUUCCUUGCAGGGGUGGGGUCUGAAUUAGAUGUACGAACAGAGGCUGAAGGAGGGAAAAGGUGAUGUGUGCUUGUCUGGGUGGAAGGGGGAGGCUGUCCAAUCAUCUCUGGGUAAAACGUGAGACAGAGAGCACUGAUUGGCAAUGAAGAUGGGAAUUGGGAGUGAAAGGACCAGGAGCAUGCAAAGACUAAAUGUCUGGGUGAAGCAGGUCUUCAAGGUGUUUUCAAAGGGGAACUUAACUUUAGAGGACGGACACGCAGAGGGAUUCUCGUAGAAAGCAGAUAAUGUUCCCCGCCAUGUUUAAAUAAACUGCUGAAAAAUUAGGCUGCUUCAGAUUCUGCUAAGCAAACAGCGGCCUCGCACGCGCCCUGACCCCCAAUGCAUCGUGGGAGCUGAGCUUAUCUCCCUCCCUCCCCCUCCCCCCGAUCGAUAGAGAAUCUCCGUCAAAUUGUAAAGCCGCAUUUCAUGUCCUUCACCGCGCUCUCACCACGGUGUGCGUGCGUUUGACGGCGCCCGUCACCCUUUGCUCUCAUUGGAUUCAUGCAUUUCGGAGGGGAACUGGCUCAGUGCCACCUCAAGGACACCCCAUAAUAGUUGGCUAACUUUACUCUCAUGACCUCUACAACUGUAACUAUGGCGGCAUGGCCUUAAGCCAACAGUUUUAAAGAAGCAGCUUCAGUGUCACCGGCCUCAAUCAUUAUAGUGUUGGCAGAAGGGACCUCCUCACACCCCGAGGACCCCGAGCGACUGAAGACUCCCACCGCAGCAGUGAAGUACGGAAGUGCUAAAUCAUCGCCUGUAACACCAAGCACCCUUAAACGCUUUAAGCCACAGGACGUGGUCAGAAGGUACAAGUUGUGCUCACGCGAUUGGGCGCGGCGGACGUGAGCGACGCCUCCCGCUGGACUGUCUGAACGUGAAAAGAGAAGAUUUGGCCUGCGUGGCUGUGAAAGGGUUAAAGGGACAGGAUCUCAUAACCCCGCCCUGCCACGGCCCACCCAGGGGCUCAGUGGACACACCCAGGGCCGCACCCACA
Messenger RNA from Myripristis murdjan (pinecone soldierfish), 2283 nucleotides. It is a transcript of the gene chst11, whose product is annotated as carbohydrate (chondroitin 4) sulfotransferase 11. The transcript is spliced from 4 exons. Gene Ontology annotation, cellular component: membrane. Gene Ontology annotation, biological process: carbohydrate biosynthetic process; proteoglycan biosynthetic process. Gene Ontology annotation, molecular function: sulfotransferase activity. The coding region runs from base 64 to 1122 and encodes 352 amino acids. NCBI's taxonomy places the organism in Eukaryota, Metazoa, Chordata, Actinopteri, Holocentriformes, Holocentridae. The record is from RefSeq and is a predicted model, not a curated record.